Molecule: messenger RNA, 531 nt
Organism: Helianthus annuus (common sunflower)
Lineage: Eukaryota; Viridiplantae; Streptophyta; Magnoliopsida; Asterales; Asteraceae
Exons: 3
Coding region: 84-317 (77 amino acids)
Source: RefSeq, a predicted model, not a curated record
CUCUUCCUGAUGGAGUUACAAUAUAUAUAGGUCAUCGCCUCAUCUCCCCCUUUAUUUCCAUCUUGCACUAGAAAUUAGUAUUCAUGGCAGUUUCUACCAAAACCACCCUUUUCAUUUCAUUCUUACUCCUUGUUUGCAUAUUUUCAGUGGAUGGCGGUCGUAAUGGUGUAGCCCGGCACGUUUACUCUCCCCACAAGGAUGGUUUCCGGUUACAUGCAAGGAAGCUUUCGCUGCUUGAUGCAGUGUUGGACUACGACGAUGCCGGAGCCAAUCCUAAGCAUGACCCAAGGAGGGGGAGGGGCGGAAGGAACCCAUGAUCGAGUUUAUAAGCUCGAUUAUUGGCUUCAGUAUGAAAAGCUCUUUGUUUGUUUAUAGCUUUAUAUUUUUGUUAAGUAUUGAAUAUUAAUGUUUAGAUGCCUUUGUGGGCACCGUGGUCUUAAGGAGUUAAGAGGGUAUGUAUCUCUACAACAGGUUUAUUACUGUGUACUUUGGCUACAGCUAUAAGAAUAAAUAAAAGUUUUGUUCCUUAAA